Eleginops maclovinus (Patagonian blennie) is the source of this 1721-nucleotide messenger RNA. It is a transcript of the gene nkx2.3, whose product is annotated as NK2 homeobox 3. The coding region runs from base 242 to 1261 and encodes 339 amino acids. Lineage: Eukaryota; Metazoa; Chordata; Actinopteri; Perciformes; Eleginopidae. The record is from RefSeq and is a predicted model, not a curated record. Gene Ontology annotation, cellular component: nucleus. The transcript is spliced from 2 exons. Gene Ontology annotation, molecular function: DNA-binding transcription factor activity, RNA polymerase II-specific; RNA polymerase II cis-regulatory region sequence-specific DNA binding. Gene Ontology annotation, biological process: regulation of transcription by RNA polymerase II; cell differentiation.
GGAUCGACCUCUCUUUCUCACCCAUCCCUGCAUCCAUAGACACGCAGCCAAAACAGAGGGAUGUCACAGCUGAAAGAAAACCAGUCCUCCUCCAUCUGCAUGAAAAACAAGCAGUGUGCAGCCAUUCUUCAAACUUACGCACCGGGUAUUUACAGUUUUUACGCUCCGUCCGGAGACAAAUUAGUCCCAUUUCGGGCCUGCUGACUAUUUGUUACCCGUCAUCUCUCUGUUGGUGGUAAUAAUGCUCCCCAGCCCGCUCAUAACUUCUCCUACCACGCCUUUCUCCGUGAAGGAUAUUUUGAAGUUAGAGUUGCAGCAACAAUCUCAACAGCACCCUAUUCAGUAUUUCUCCUGCUUCGGACUCUCGGGUGCGCUGUCACAACAGGGAACUUUCCCAAAUAAACCCUUCCGCUCUCAUUCGCCCCCCUCCUGCAUGUUGGCCGGGAGGGACAGUCCGAGUCCCACUAGCUCUGUACUCUCUGAGAGCGAGGACAGGAUGUCGUACCUCAGCACAAUGCCUGCACAGGACCGGCUGCCGGAGUCCGGGCUGCCGGGGGAGAUGUUCGGCAGCCCGGCGCAGAACCACUCCUCAGAGCUCCGGCUGGAGAUCGAGCAGGAGGACCAAGAUAGCAAGAGCUGCGGGCUGUUACGGGUCGAGUGUGAGGACCCGGACUCCGAGAAGCCGGCCACCAAGCAGCAGAGGACCAGGAGGAAACCCCGCGUGCUCUUCUCCCAAGCUCAGGUGUUUGAGCUGGAGCGGCGCUUCAAGCAGCAACGUUACCUGUCCGCCCCAGAGAGAGAGCACCUGGCCAGCUCCCUGAAACUCACCUCCACCCAGGUCAAGAUCUGGUUCCAGAACAGGAGAUACAAAUGCAAGAGGCAGCGGCAGGAUAAGAGUCUGGAGAUGGCAGGUCAUCACCAUCACCUUCACCACCCACCGCCACCCAGGAGGGUGGCUGUGCCAGUGCUGGUCCGGGACGGGAGGCCGUGUCUGACUGGAUCCCAGAACUAUAACCCUUCUUACACAGUGGGAACUCCAACCCCGUACAGCUACAAUGGCUAUCCGGCAUACAGCUACAACAACUCGCUUUAUACUAACACUUACUCUUGUACUUAUUCGAGUUUGCCUGCUUUGCCACACAGCAACACCUCUGCUAAUGCAUUUAUGAACAUGAAUUUAGUACAGACGCAAAGCCAGGCGCCCCAAGCACCAGGCGUCACACCCUGCCAGGGAGCUCUGCAGGGCAUACGGGCAUGGUAAUGGUAGCGCAGGCUUUGCGCACGAGCACAGCAGCGAGAGACUUCAUCAGGGAGAUGGAUAAAUGGACUCAAGUAUGUACACCAGAUCAACAAAUGCUACGAAAGUACAAUUUAAAACUCUGUUAAAACAAAAGUGAAGGCCCGCCUGUAAGUCAAAGCAGGCCUAUGAGGAAACCCUAACUCAUUGACUGAUUAAACCAAAACAAUAUGCGCAUUUUUCCACGAAAGUAUUAAUAAAAAAAAUGAUUAAACCUGAUGUUGGAUAUUUGAUUGUCGGAUGUAUGUCGCAGAAGAGCAAAGACUGGGUGACGAUGCCUAUUUAGGCUCAAAUUGUUGUCUGUAUAAUGCAAUACAUAAUGGAUAAAUUAUAAUAAAGUAUAAUAUUAUAAUAAAUACAUACACAUGUAUUACAUGCAUAUGUUUUAUAGUCCAUAUUAAUUAUGGACUAUAAAACUAAGUAA